This is a messenger RNA of Spirodela intermedia, 2909 nucleotides long. The record is from the annotation of a GenBank genome assembly. Lineage: Eukaryota; Viridiplantae; Streptophyta; Magnoliopsida; Alismatales; Araceae.
AUGGCGAGCGCUUGGAGGAAGGCGAAGAUCGCCCUGGGGCUGAACCUCUGUGUCCAUGUUCCGCGGACGCUAGACGAUGCCUCACCGUCGGACGAUACGACUGGGAGGUUCUCCGACGCGGCGACGAGCUCCCCGGCGUCCACCGGCUCGGCGACGCGGCGAUCGAGGCCGAUGACGCCGACCGCUUCCGCAUCCGUCCUCAGGCUCUCCAAAUCCGGUAGCAGAUCCUCGAAGGUUCGGUCCCUUCUGCUCGACCAUCUCCGAUUUCCUUCUGCCCGAUUCCUCUACCUUCGAUCUGUUUUUUUCUGUGGCUUAACUUCGCCUGGAUGUGCCCUUGCCCCGUUCCUCCGAGAAAAAAUAAAAUUAGAACAGUGAGAUCGGUUCCUCUCGCAUCCCAAGGAUUGGGUUUCCAAAAGUCGGGCAAUUAGAUCGGAGCAGCCGCUGGUUUUCUCGGCUAGCUCUUUCGAUCCUUGUUGUUGUUGUUGUUAUUGUUGUUAUUGUUGUUGCCGGUGGCGGUGGAAGGGGGGGGGAGGAAGUUGCAGGGUGGAAAGGAAGGGGGGAGGUCUUCGUUUUGGGGGAUUGAAGGAAAUAAGGAAGGAAGGAGUGAAAGAAGGAAAGGAGGAAGGAAGGGAGAGCCACCUGGCCUGGCAUGAAAAAGGAAACUACGACCCUCCUUUCCCUGCUUUUCGAUGGUCUCCGCCCUCUGCUCUUCUGGUCAGCCGCGGCACAGUUCUUCCUGCUUCUUUUCCGAAUAAAAUAUUUAUCGCCUAGGAGCAUGCUUUCUCGCUUAUCCCUGUUGAAUUCACCCUGCCGAUCGACGCCUCCUCCUGCCGCCAUGGAUGACAAGAUAUGGCUGACGAUCUCCUCUGCUGCUAACCUCCUUCCUCUCCCUCUUGUUGCAGAGGACCUGCGCGAUAUGCCUGGGCAUGAUGAAGCCUGGCCACGGCCACGCCCUGUUCACGGCCGAGUGCUCCCACGCCUUCCACUUCCACUGCAUUGCCUCCAGCGUGAAGCACGGGAACCAGGUCUGCCCCGUCUGCCGUGCCAAGUGGAAGGACAUCCCCUUCCCAGCCCCGGAGCUCCCCCAUGGCCGGGCCCGGGUCAACCCUCUGGACUGGCCGCAGGAGGACACCCGCAUGACCAUCUGGCGCCCUCUUCCCCGCUCCGCCUCCUCCGGCCGCCACCACCAUUAUCAGCACCACCAGCUCCUGCCCUUCUCUCCGAACGCCGAACCUAGCUUGUUCGACGACGAUGAGCCCCUGGAUCCGCCGCGUCCCCUGGAGCCGUGCCCGGGCAACAAGGAGCAGGGACGGCGCUCGAGGUCCGUGGAGCUCAAGAUCUGCCCGGAGUUCUCGGCGGUUCAGCGCUCCGCCUCGCCGGAGAAUUUCACCGUCCUCGUUCAUCUCAAGGCCCCGGUCGCCGGAAGAGUAGAUUCCCCGGCGAGCUCGUCCGUGUUGCAGACCUCGCGGGCGCCGGUGGACCUGGUCACGGUUCUGGACGUGAGCGGGAGCAUGGCGGGGACGAAGCUGGCGCUGCUGAAGAGGGCCAUGGGAUUCGUGAUCCAGAACCUCGGGCCCUCUGAUCGCCUCUCCGUCGUCGCCUUCUCGUCCACCGCCCGUCGCCUGUUCCAGCUCCGCCGGAUGACGGAGAUCGGCGGGCAGCAGGCUCUGCAGGCCGUGAACACCCUCGUCGCCAGCGGCGGCACCAACAUCGCGGAGGGCCUCCGGAAGGCCGUCAAGGUGAUCGAGGAGCGCAAGGAGAAGAACCCAGUCUGCAGCAUCAUCCUCCUCUCCGACGGGCAGGACACCUACACGCUCUCCUCUUCCGCCACCGCCGCCGGCAGCAGAGCUGGCACUCAGCAGGCGAGCACCGACUACCGGCCCCUCCUACCCUACUCGAUCCGCGGCGGCGGCGGCGGCGGCAUGGGGCAGAAGAUUCCCGUCCACGCGUUCGGCUUCGGCACAGACCACGACUCGACGCUGAUGCACUCCAUCUCGGACAUCUCCGGGGGAACCUUCUCCUUCAUCGAGGCCGAGAGUGUGAUCCAGGACGCCUUCGCGCAGUGCAUCGGCGGGCUCCUAAGCGUCGUCGUACAGGAGAUGCGGGUGGAGAUGGAGUGCCUCCACCCUAGAGUGAAGAUCACCGCCGUCAAGUCCGGCAGCUACGCCGGCCGGGUGGCGGACGACCGGCGGCGAGGGUCCAUCGCCGUCGGCGACCUGUACGCCGACGAGGAGCGGGACUUUCUGGUCUCGCUCAGCGUCCCCCCGGCGGAGCUACCGGCGGCGGAGACCACGACGGCUCUACUGAAGGUGGCGUGCAGCUACCGGGACCCCGCGUCGCAGGACGCCACGGCUCCGGCGAUCACCCGGGAGGUGAGCAUCCAGAGGACCGACGAGGAUGGUAGUGGCGAUGGCGAUGGCGGCGCCGGGGAGGGGAGGACGAUAUCGAUGGAGGUGGACCGGCAGCGGAACAGGCACCUGGCGGCGGAGGCGAUGGCGGAGGCGAAGAGCGCGGCGGAGGGCGGGGAGCUGGCGGAGGCGGUGGCGAUUCUGGAGAGAUGCCGGAGAGCGGUGGCGGAGAGCGCCUCCGGGAGGGCGGGGGACCGGCUGUGCAUGGCGCUGGAGGCGGAGCUGAAGGAGACGCAGGAGAGGAUGGCGAGCCGGCAGCGUUACGAGGCGUCGGGGAGGGCGUACGUGCUCUCAGGUCUGAGCUCACACUCGUGGCAGCGGGCCACCGCGAGGGGGGACUCCACCGACAGCGCCAGCCUCGUCCGCGCCUACCAGACGCCCUCCAUGGUCGACAUGCUCCAGCGCUCCCAGACGUUGACCCCCGCCGCCACCCGCCGCCCCAACUCCGUGCCCCCCAUCCGCCCCGUCCGCUCCUUCCCCGCCCGACCCUCCCCGAGGUAA